GCUGUUGUUGAGCAUGGGAGCGAGUCUAUUCUUUGCAGUUCAGCUGAUGCUGAUGGCUCGCCGGACUUUCCUUCUCCCCCUGGAUCUUAUCAAGCCAGCUGUUUAAGCUGUGCACCAUGCCCCCCCACCACCUACACCCAGAGGGAAAACCAGGAACAUCAGUGCCACCCCUGCAGAAGGGACUGCAAACCUGAGUUCAACAUGGAGGUGGUUGAAGUUUGCAGUAGCAAGUCUAACAUGAGAUGUCGCUGCAAGGCUGGGUUCACAUGCACAAAGAAAGACACAGAUGAUAUCUGUUUACGCUGUGAAAAGGAAUUUACUCCAACUACAGUAAAAAUACAUGACAACACCAAGACGACCAAGUCAUCGUGUGAGGAGGGCUCUUUUUUAAGUUCAACUUCUGGACGCUGUGAGAAACACAGAAACUGUACCGCUAUGGGACGUAAAGUGCAGACUCCAGGAAACACCACCUACGACACCAUCUGCCUGUCACAAUCUUCCCCGGCAUCAGGGGAUGCAGCUUUUCAGUGGCAGUUGCCUCUGGUGGUGAUUUGCAUGGCAGUCUUUGCCUUUCUCCUUCUGUUUGCUUUCUUGUACAGUCACAGAGAGGGAGAGGGAGCCUGUCUUAAGCAAUUGCUGAAGAGUUGCUUUCCAGGCAGUGAUAAAGCAGCCAUGAACGCAGCUACACUCCACAAACCCAAGGGGCCAGUGGCAACAGUGGAUUACCAAGAGACUCAUUCUGAUUCAUUGCCAUCAGCCAUUUACAGCAACAGCCCUGCCUCAUCUCAGCCAGGAGCUUUGGGUCCUCUCUACAUAAACCAUCCAAGCACCGUCUUUGUCAGCCUACUGAAUCAGUUUGGCUUAGGGGGAGCAGAAGGAGGAGGAGGAGGUGGAGGAGGUGGCCGUGAGAAAGAGCGAGAUUGUGCAGAGUAUGACAACCCGAUGCCUGAGGGAGGUGAAACUCACUCUCCUCCUUCUCCCAUCCCUCUGUCCACAGAAGAAAUGAGCCGGGAGGAGACCUCUGUUCCCUCUCAGGAGCAAGGGAAAGAGAGCCAUAUGUCUAAAGAGGAAGAGCUCUGAUGGAAGAAGUGAGGGCAGGAGGACAGAGAGAAACAGCUGCAUAUACACAGGCAGAGAGAGAGAGAGAAACAGAGGGAUAGUUACAGAGAGAUCUAAACAACUAACAUUAACCUGGUGCUCACAGUUAUACAAAACCCUGUUAUUGCCAACUGUCAUGUUAUUGCCAGCUCUCUGAGAUAGUAAUCUCACAUGGAUCAGACACAUUUCACUGGUGCACCUACAAUUUCCUCUCAACCUUUUUUGUCAUUUCCUCUGAUAUUUAUCUUCCUUCACUAAAAAUAGAUGUUCACUAACAGGGUGUGGGCAAGUGGGUUAGUUAAACGGUCUCAGAAUAGCCUCUCGUCUGCCAAUCACGUAAUUGACAUCACUCAGGGACCAUCACAUCUGGCCAUCACAUACUUCUGCAGUCUGAUACAGAAAGCCCUGUGUUUUUAUUGAUGUGAUGAUCGAUGAUGAUUUUAACAUAAGGUCCAAAGGCCAGAGAACACAGGCAUCACUAGGACUAAUGUCUACACUUUGUUACCCCUGCUGAAAAAAACAGCUAGAGACUAGUAGCUGGUUUGAGCUGCUUUUAUCUCGUCUUUGCUGGUUUUCUUCCAGCUCUUGCUGGUCUUUGCUGGUGUAGGUGCUUGGGCAACCAGGCGGACAUGCUGGCAUGACCAACUGAGGAAGCUAGUCAUGCUGGUGUGACCAGCCUGUCAUGUCGGAUAAAGCUGGUGUAAGAUGGUCAUGCUGGUGACCAACCUACAAGCUUGACAUUGUUGUAAGAUUGUCACGCUGGUUUGCUAGAAUGGCCAACAUAAGCUGGCAUGGCCAGUUAAACCAGCAAUGUAGAGACCAGCAACACCAACCAGCAAAACCACCAGCUUGAGGUGGUAUGACUAGCAAAACCAGUUGAAUCACCAUUGUAAACUGGGUAAACCAUGUUUUCGCAAGAGUUGUGUUGGUCUACUGUAGCUGGUCAACCAGCAAACCACCUUAAGCUGGUCAGGCUGUUGUUUUCAGCAGGGACUACACUCCUAAAACGAAUGUGUUGAAAGCAACACAACGUUUUUAACACAUCUCUGUGUCCAGAGAGGGACAACACAGUUUGUGUUGUUUCCUUUUUUAUUUGUUACACAAUGUAUUUAAAAUAACACAACUUGCAUUGGGUUUUUUUAACACAUCUCUGUCCACAUCCAGAUAGGGACAACACAUUCAUCAUUCCUUUUAAGAUGUAAAAUGAUAAUAUCAUAAAUGAAGUUUGCUUUAUUUAUUCUGUGUUUUAGUGCCAAUCUGCCAGAUUUCUCACAGCACUGUAAAUAUCUCUUCAGAGACUUCAAAGUCAGGUGCCUGUAAUGGAUCAGAUGUUCUUGUACAGGUUGGCAAUCCAUUCCAGUAUAUGCUUGUUUUUAUGGAUCUAAGGAAGCGUGCUAAGCUUAUUAUGUACUUUAUAUGGAAGUGCAAUAAAUUAAUAAAGAGAUUUCUUUUAAUGAGA
This is a messenger RNA of Alosa sapidissima (American shad), 2557 nucleotides long. RefSeq lists its product as uncharacterized. The transcript is spliced from 10 exons. The record is from RefSeq and is a predicted model, not a curated record. Gene Ontology annotation, biological process: immune response; positive regulation of canonical NF-kappaB signal transduction; hematopoietic or lymphoid organ development. The coding region runs from base 202 to 1080 and encodes 292 amino acids. Gene Ontology annotation, molecular function: ubiquitin protein ligase binding. Lineage: Eukaryota; Metazoa; Chordata; Actinopteri; Clupeiformes; Clupeidae.